AUGACGGUCGGCGUCGCUCUCUUACUCGACCUCACCUCCCGCCUGCCCCGCGCCGGGGCAUCCGCCGCCGCCCACUCCCACCCCGGCCUCUCCGCCGCCGCCUUCGCCGCGACUGCCGCGGCCGCCUUCUCGUCCUCCGGGGUGCCCCUCUCCGCGCGCCACCUCUUCGGUUUUCAUGGGUUUACUGUUGCUCAUUGUGAUGCUGGCACAACUGCUGGAUGGAAUGAUGGUUCUGAUGAACUUGUUAAUGAGCUUAAUACCAAGAUUCUUGACAAAAUGCAAUAUGCAAGAAAAGACUACUUCCACAACACAACAAAGGAAUACCCUUCGGAGCUGAAGCCACUCUUUUCUGCCUUUGGGUUGAAAAAUUUUACUAUCACAACCCUGAGGUCUUUUCUGUUAUAUUAUUUGCCACUCAUACAACCUAAACCUCACACUGAUUCUGAGGAUGAGGAUGACGAUCUGCUUCAUGAUGCUCAAGAGAAACCUGUGGAUCUGGUUACUCCCUUCUACAAUUCAGUGAAGCAAAUCAUGCGUGAGUCAAACUGUGUGAUAAAAACGCUUGAUGGCCAGAUUGGUUGA
Miscanthus lutarioriparius is the source of this 582-nucleotide messenger RNA. The record is from the annotation of a GenBank genome assembly. Lineage: Eukaryota; Viridiplantae; Streptophyta; Magnoliopsida; Poales; Poaceae.